This is a messenger RNA of Penicillium lagena, 747 nucleotides long. Its product is annotated as GNAT family N-acetyltransferase. NCBI's taxonomy places the organism in Eukaryota, Fungi, Ascomycota, Eurotiomycetes, Eurotiales, Aspergillaceae. The transcript has a single exon. The coding region runs from base 1 to 747 and encodes 248 amino acids. The record is from RefSeq and is a predicted model, not a curated record. Gene Ontology annotation, molecular function: acyltransferase activity, transferring groups other than amino-acyl groups.
AUGGACUCCAAGACCACCCCACCACCGGACUCAACCGAAAAGCUCAUCAUCCGCCGGAUGACACCCCCCGAUAUCCCCACUAUGGCCCGCAUCGCCUGCACAGAAUACUUCGACUCCCCAUUGAAUACAUUCCUCUGUCCCCACCGCCAUCAGUACCCAAACGACCUCCUCCGCCGCUUCGUGCAGAUGAUCCGGGGCCGAUACCUGAGUCCCCGGAGUAUCGGCUUCGUAGCGGUCUCGGCCUCUGCGCCCGGGAUCCCACUCGGCUAUGCGCAAUUCAUCAGGCUAGGAAAUGACGAUGCUGCGAAGAGAUUAGUUUCAGCGCAGGCUUCGUUUUGGCUCAGUGUCAGGAGAUGGUGGAAUAGUCUCUGCACGACGAUUGAGAAUUAUGUUUGGCCGGAUAGGUCACUAGAUGAAGAUGCGAUGCAGCAAUUCGACGCCUCUGCUGAGAUUGAUGAACGGACGUUUUGGGGGUCCGAUGAGAUGAAAGCCAGGUAUGGGGAGAGGUGGCAUGUGCAGAGUGUGGUUGUUUCGUCGAAGUGUCAGCGCAGAGGACUUGGAAGGAUGCUCAUGGGAGAGGUGUUGCGGAGGGCGCAGGAGGAGGGAGUUGUAGUUGGGUUGGAGGCGAGCAAAGAUGGAGAAAAGUUGUAUCAGAGUUUGGGGUUUGAGCUACGAGGAAGGUUUUCGAGGAAUUUUGGAGAGGUGGUUGGAGGUGUAAUGAUGUGGUCGCCUAAGAACUUGCAAUAA